This is a messenger RNA of Aspergillus japonicus CBS 114.51, 659 nucleotides long. RefSeq lists its product as uncharacterized. Bases 171 to 584 code for a protein of 137 amino acids. NCBI's taxonomy places the organism in Eukaryota, Fungi, Ascomycota, Eurotiomycetes, Eurotiales, Aspergillaceae. Gene Ontology annotation, cellular component: membrane. Gene Ontology annotation, molecular function: carbohydrate:proton symporter activity. The transcript has 3 exons. Gene Ontology annotation, biological process: transmembrane transport; carbohydrate transport. The record is from RefSeq and is a predicted model, not a curated record.
CGGCGCUGCCCACUGGUGAUAAACGAGGAGCAAUUCUGUUCCCAAGAAGGAAAUCUUUUCUUGUUAUUCAAAUACUGUUCUCCAGCCCCGAGCAACCUCUCUUUAACACGGAUCCAUCCCGACGCGAGUCAUCCGGGCCGGUGUUACAGCUCUCGUGGGGCAGGAGCUCAAUGUUGAGCAUUAAUGGGUCCGGAACCGAACUUCUGGCCGGGCGAGCCAGCAUCCGCCGGAACCGAGCAUGCAAACCCGCCUUGGACCGAAAACACCAUGCGCCCUAUACCGCCAUAGCAUCAGAUCGAAAGCAAGGUACAAAUGGCUGUCUACGACCUGACUCGAGGCAAUGGCCGGUCGUGACAAUCCCGACAAUUGAACUAUGGGGCCGACGACGUCUUAUGAUCUGUGCCUUGGCCCAAGGCGUAUGUUACUCGCUGAUCACCGUGCUGCUGCGCUUCAGUGAUGAGAAAGGAGGCGCCAACAAGCAUGCAUAUGGCUCUGCGGCCGUGGCCUUCUUUUUUGUAUACUACAUCUUCUUUGGCCUGGGUUUUCAAGUCAUCGAAUGGCUACUCUCGGUUGAGCAUACUUAAAAACUGGCUCCUCCCGCGUCAGGCGGAAAACGAUGUUCACAUUAAAUACAUCAAACGUUACGAUAUCAUUUCAUG